UUAACAAAUCCUCUCCAGAUAAUGUACUUUGUCCUGAAUGUGUCUAACUUCCUGCACUGUAAGGAUGAUCUCCUGCAGUCAUUCUGCCAUGUCUUCAGUAUUCCAUCUGCAUUUUCCCAACAGAUCUGUGGAUUCUGGCUUCUAGAUCACGGAUUAGUAACAGACUCAAUGAAUGUCUUAUUGAGCCCAAGAGCUUGUCCUCCAACACUGCCAUGGCACCAUUGUGCUGUUCUGAGGACCUUAUUGAAGACAGGAGAGAAUCGAGCAGCACUGAAGUAUCUCUACAGCAUCACACCAGUCACAGAGAGCAUUCAAGACAUCAAACUCUGUGUGGAUGUGUUAAUACACAACAAAUGUAUCUCUGAGGCCUGGGCACUGAUUAGAGGACUCCAAACUAAAGAUGUUCACCUGUUCAAACAUUUCAUUCAUGUCUGUGAGAAUCAUGGGAUUUGUAGUAAUAUGUUGGCCUCUCUGUGGAAGGGUUUGGCUCUUCUCCAGCUGAUAGAAAGCCAAAAUAUGCAGCCCAAUGAAGCACAGAUACUGAAGCAAGAAACAGUAGGUCAACCACCAGUAAGAACUGAAGCAGGACAAACUCCUCGUCCACUGUCUGCAUGGCUGUACCGCAUGGAUGACCCACUGACGCCAGGAGAUUUUGUCAAGAUACUCAGGCAAUCUAUUUCUGAAAUAUGUCCAUUACCAAAGAAAAGAAGGGUGGUGCUGCUGCUGCCAAAGUACCUGGAGAAUAGUGAGAAUAGUGCACAACUCUCAUCUCAGGCCUUAUGUCAUGUUGCUGCUAACAGCACAUCAGUUGACAUUCAUUAUAAGUUCAAGCAAAGAGCUGUUGAGGAAGAGUGUGAGGAAGACCUCCCUCUGCAGCCAGAGGAGGACAUGAAUGAUUCACCAGUGUUCUACUCUCCCUCCACAUCUCCUGACAGCAUGGAAUCUGUUGGCUUCUUCAAAUCUCCCCGCUCUUCACCACCGGCUGUCUGCUCUGAAGCCCCAUCUGCACAGGAACCCAUCCUCCUGAAGCAGAACUCUUCUGCUGUGCCUGAAGAAGAGGAAAGUCACGUCCAAGAUGAGGACAAAACUCCUGCAGACAUGUUCCCUGGCUGUCCCGAUCUAACCCUCACUUUAGACGGCGCCACAGAGGCGCUAUCCAGCAACAGUCUGAGCAGGGAAAGUGUGGUUAUAGAGAAGAUCUUCCCUAGUGUGGUAUCUGGAGUCAUCUCACAUGGGGGCAACGCAGUAGAAGCUCCACAUGCAGAGAGGAGGUGAG
This is a messenger RNA of Sinocyclocheilus anshuiensis, 1276 nucleotides long. RefSeq lists its product as uncharacterized. Lineage: Eukaryota; Metazoa; Chordata; Actinopteri; Cypriniformes; Cyprinidae. The transcript is spliced from 8 exons. Bases 22 to 1275 code for a protein of 417 amino acids. The record is from RefSeq and is a predicted model, not a curated record.